GAAGAAAUAGUGGAAGAACUAAACGACAUCCUCGGUGACUCUGACAAAGCACCCACGUACAACGAACUCAUGGAGAUGAAAUUUUUGGAAAGGUGCAUUAAAGAAUGCUUGAGAUUGUACCCAAGCGUGCCAUUCAUCGGCAGGGUAGCCGGAGAAGACAUCAAAACGUCCAACGGCUAUACUAUACCCAAAGGUUGUGAAGUCAAUAUAUACAUUUAUGAGUUACACCGAUCUACCCAGUACUGGGAGGACCCAGAAAAGUUCGAUCCCGACAGGUUUCUGCCCGAAAAUGUCGCAGCCAGACAUCCCUUUGCUUACCUGCCAUUCAGCGCUGGAUCCAGGAAUUGCAUAGGUCUAUAA
This is a messenger RNA of Anoplophora glabripennis (Asian longhorned beetle), 360 nucleotides long. Its product is annotated as cytochrome P450 4C1-like. The record is from RefSeq and is a predicted model, not a curated record. Gene Ontology annotation, molecular function: oxidoreductase activity, acting on paired donors, with incorporation or reduction of molecular oxygen; monooxygenase activity; heme binding. The transcript has a single exon. NCBI's taxonomy places the organism in Eukaryota, Metazoa, Arthropoda, Insecta, Coleoptera, Cerambycidae. The annotation marks the transcript as partial.